Passer domesticus (house sparrow) is the source of this 336-nucleotide messenger RNA. Its product is annotated as claw keratin-like. The coding region runs from base 1 to 336 and encodes 111 amino acids. Gene Ontology annotation, molecular function: structural constituent of cytoskeleton. Lineage: Eukaryota; Metazoa; Chordata; Aves; Passeriformes; Passeridae. The transcript has a single exon. The record is from RefSeq and is a predicted model, not a curated record. Gene Ontology annotation, cellular component: intermediate filament.
AUGUCCUGCUCCAACCUGUGUGUGCCCAGCUGCGGGGUGGCCACCCCGGCCCCUCUGGCUGACACCUGCAACGAGCCCUGCGUGCGGCAGUGCCCCGACUCCACGGUGGUCAUCCAGCCCCCGGCCUCGGUGGUCACCUUCCCCGGGCCCAUCCUCAGCUCCUUCCCGCAGCAGAGCUCCGUGGGCUCGGCCGGAGCUCCCUACGUUGGAGGCGGCUUUGGCGGCUCCUCCGGACGCCGUGGGGGCUCUGGGGGCUCUGGCGGCUUUGGCGGCCUUGGAGGCUUCGGAGGUUUUGGGGGCAGCUGCGGCGCCCCCAGAGGCUGCGGGCCCUGCUAA